AUGGACCAAUUGAGUAAAUGUGGUCUUCCUCCAAUUAAACCUCCACUUUAUAAGCAACAACCAGGUAGGCCUAAAAGAGUUAGGACAAAGGAGCUUGGUGAGGUUGAAAUACCAGCCCCCAUCCCACCAAACCCUAUGCCUCCAAAUUAUCUUGCCUCACUAGCCAAGCUUAGAAGGGUUUUCAUUGAAAUAAGAUGUUGUGGAUGUGGUCAAAAAGGCCAUAAUAGAGCAACAUGUUCAUGCAUCUUCAACCAAAUGGAGCAAGGUUUUUCUUCUAACACAGUAAGAGGGAGAGACAUAAGCAAAGGGAGAGGCAUAAGUAGAGAAAGAGGAAAUGUUGCUCAAGCUACUGCUGACCCUAAUUCUCUACAAAGUAUGGCAAGAGGUAAUAGAGAAGGAGGCAGAGGCAUAAGUAGAGGAAGAGGCAAUGUUGCUCAAGGCCCUGUUUAUCCAAAUUCACAAGAAAGUGUGACAAGAGGUAAUGGACAAGGAGUCUUACCAUCUUCACAUAUUGGUUUAGGAAAAGGUUUACCAUCUUCAAAGCUAAGUGCAAUUAGAGGAAGAGUCUUAGGAAGAGGCAUAAGUGGAGGAAGAGGCUUAGGAAGAGGCUUACCAUCUUCACGAUCAACUGUGGCAAGAGGAAGGGGACAAGGAGGACCAGCUUUGGACAACAUUCCCCAUGAUAAUAACAUGGCCUCAAUAUAG
Molecule: messenger RNA, 705 nt
Organism: Prunus armeniaca (apricot)
Lineage: Eukaryota; Viridiplantae; Streptophyta; Magnoliopsida; Rosales; Rosaceae
Source: the annotation of a GenBank genome assembly